UGCCUUCACCAACGAAAAUUGUAGUAACAUCUGAAAAUUUCAGAACUCUUUUGCUUUGGGAAUACCCACAUGUGUCUGAAACUCCUCGUUUUACUGUGGAAAUCAAGCCUUACAAUUUAGGUAAAUAUAAGACCAUCUCAACUUGUGUGAACACUUCAGCUCUUUUCUGUGAUCUCUCAGGGGAAAUAUGUGAUCCCUAUUCACCUCACUGGUUUCGAGUUAAAGCUGUUGCUGGGUCACAAGAGUCUGAAUAUGCUGAGUCAAAUGAGUUUGUUUGGCACAGUCACGGAAAAAUACUGCCACCAAAACUGAGUCUCUCAAGGCAUGGUGAUGAAAUCAUCAUUAAUAUUUACAAUCCUUUAUUCCCUCAUUCUUGUGUUGAAGACAUUUAUUCAAGGCUCACGUACAAUGUGACUUUACGGUACAAAAAAAAUGAGAAUGAAGAGAUCUAUAAAAACACCUGUACACCAUAUGAAUGUAGCUUUGACAUCCCAGUUCCUGAUAAUCCUUCCACGUACUGUGUUUCAGCACAGGGAAUUUUUGACGAACUAAAGGCUAGCAACCUAUCAGAAGAAAGCUGCAUUCAUGUUCCUUCCAAGCAGACAUUGAGUACACAGCAUGUCAUCAUUCUGUCUGUUGUUGCUGCGAGCCUGAGCGUAUUGGUAAUGUUGUAUUGGGGCUGCAAGAAACUAUGGAAAAAGGACAUACAGCUGCCUAAGUCUUUGGUCAGUGUGAUGAGAAACCUGAACACAGACACCUUACUCGGACCAAAAUCGGAGGGAAAGUAUCUGUCUGUAAUAACCUUCGCAUCAAGCCAGUCAUCACUGCCAGCAAAUAGUGAAGUAACCUUGCUGGACGUAGAGCCAGAAGAAACUGUUAGUCCUGAGAAUGCCAUUGCAGGAGAAUCUUCUGUUCCUGCCCCAGAGGCACCAGCCAAAGCAGAAGAGGUGUCCGUGCAGGAAAACACAGAGGAGGUAUCUUAUGGUGCUGAUGAACCAAAUUCCAAAGUAAAAGAGAAUUAUUUCAUGUCUGACGGCAACCAAAUGGAUAUAUGCAAUAACUCUUCAGGUACAAAGGUUUCUGCCACAGAAAUACAGCAAACGGUCAUUGCAAGCAGCUGUGCCAAGUUUUCUGGCUAUGACAGGCCCCAUGUGUUGGUAGAUGUUGGUGAAGAACAGCGUGUAAUUGGUUACAGGCCAACCAACCAGGAUAAUGGAAGCAUUUAA
This is a messenger RNA of Acanthisitta chloris (rifleman), 1226 nucleotides long. RefSeq names its product interferon gamma receptor 1 (gene IFNGR1). The transcript has 6 exons. Gene Ontology annotation, molecular function: cytokine binding; cytokine receptor activity. The annotation marks the transcript as partial. The record is from RefSeq and is a predicted model, not a curated record. Gene Ontology annotation, cellular component: membrane. NCBI's taxonomy places the organism in Eukaryota, Metazoa, Chordata, Aves, Passeriformes, Acanthisittidae.